Messenger RNA from Adineta steineri, 1992 nucleotides. NCBI's taxonomy places the organism in Eukaryota, Metazoa, Rotifera, Eurotatoria, Adinetida, Adinetidae. The record is from the annotation of a GenBank genome assembly.
AUGAAAUCAAUAAUAAGAAAUGAUCAUGGUGAUUAUGGUUCAAUUGAACAUGAAAAUAAUUCAACAUCAACAUCAACAAAUGGUAAUAUCUUAUCGAAUCUAUUUUCUCAACGAAAUUAUACAAAAAUGAGAGAUGAUGGUGAAGAAACUUCUCAAAUUUCAUUGAGAGAACAAAUUGAAGACACAAAAGAAAUUUCAAUGAGUUGGUCAAAUAUAACUGUUGAAGUUAUUAAAAAAGAAGAGUCUCGUUUGUCGUUUUGGUCGAAAAGUGAUUCAUCAACAUCACGUCAUAUUCUUGUCAAUGAAGUAUCUGGUAUAGUUCGACCAGGAGAAGUCUUAGCAGUAAUGGGCACAUCUGCAGCAGGUAAAACAACAUUACUCAAUGCAUUGAGUGGAUAUAGUGAUAGACAAAAAUUGAAUGUAACAGGUUCUGUAAUGUUAAAUGGAUGUGUAACAACAACUCAUCAACGAAGAUCAUCAAAUAUUAUUGGUUAUGUUGAACAACAAGAAUUAUUUUGUGAAACACCUACAGUUCAAGAACAUCUCUUAUUUCACGCUAUGUUACGAAUGUCGUCAAAAACAUUAACUGAUGAUGAUCGACGAAAACGCGUGUUAGAUACAAUAAAAUUAUUAUCUAUGGAAAAAUGUACAUCAACUAUAAUAUCAAAGUUGUCUGGUGGUGAACGAAAACGAUUAGCAUUUGCAACAGUAGCAUUAACUGAUCCAUCAAUAAUGCUUAUCGAUGAACCAACAUCAAAUCUUGAUGCAUAUUUAGCUAAAUCAUUAAUGAAUACUAUUCAUAUGUUUGCUAACGAACGACGUCGAUCGAUUAUUGUUGUUUUACAUCAACCUACAACAGAUAUGUUUAAAUAUUUAAAUAAACUUUGUUUAUUAUCUCAUUAUGGAAGACAAGCUUUUUUUGGUAAUUCACAUCCUCAGGCAAUAGAUUUCUUUACUAAUCAAUGUGGUUUAACUGGACAAUCAGUUGAUGAAUUUAUCGAACAAAUUUCUUCUAAUAGUAAUGUUGGUGAAUAUGUAUCUGAUGAAUUUGAUAUAAAUUGUAAAUCCUCUUUAAUUCAAUCUAUUGAAUCAAUAAAUAAUAAAUCUCUAAAUGAUUCGAAAUUUGUCAGUGUUAAUUUUUUUCGUCAAUUAAAAUGGCUUCUUUGGUAUUCAAGUGUGGGUGGAGCUCGUUCACCAAUUCGAACAUCUCGAUUAUCAUUUCGUUUACUUCUAAUGGGUAUUAUAUUUGGUUUAGCAUAUUUUCAACUCGAUCCUUCGGAAACACAUUACGUACAAAAUCUUAAUUCUGUUUCUUUUAUUAUUGGUAUGUCACUUAUUGUCAGUAGUAUGGGUGUUAUAGCAAUAAGUUUACUUAAUGAACGAAUACUUCUUAUUCGUGAUAUACAACGAAAAAUUUAUUCUCUUCAAGCUUAUUAUCUGGCUAAAUCUCUAUUUGAUUCAAUAUUUAUAAUAAUAAUAUCAGUUUUUUAUUCAAUAAUUAUUGUUUUACUUGUAAAUAUGAAAGAACUUGGAUUAAUGAUAUUCGUUAUUUCGUUCGAAGCAUUAGCUGGUUGUGCUGUUGCAUCACUUAUGGCAUCAAGUUCAUCAUCAAUUCUUAUUAUUUUACUUUUAUUACAUCCAUUUAAUAUUAUAUUUAAUCAAUUUAGUGGAGUUUUUCUUAGUCUGAAAUCAAUACCUGAUUAUUUUAAAUGGUUACAAUAUCUUUCAUAUUAUUAUUAUGGUUACUCGUCAAUUUUAAUUCUCCAGUGGCGUAAUGUAGCUAUUGUACAAGAACCUUGUGAAAUAUUUAUUAAUGAUACAAUUUCAAUCUGUCCAUCUGUUUGUUAUCGAAGUGGUAUAGAAAUUUUAAAAGAAUAUGGAGUUGAACAACAUGAUUUAAAUUUUAAUAUAUUAAUGCUUAUUACACUUAUUUUAGGAUAUCAUAUUGCAUCAUUUAUCAUUCUAUUUAUUCGUAUUCGAAGAAUUUCAUAA